AUAUUUCAUAUCAAUCUUCAAAACCCUAAAUAACGGCGAUUUCUUUCUCUACAAGACUGCACUACUCUGUCUUGAAAAUCUGUGGGGAUUGAGAUGGGUUUGUCUUUUCGUCUAUCAGUGAUCCAACGGUGGAGAAAGAAGAAAAGAAGACGAAGCGAAUCACUACCGGAGAUUCCAAUGGAUGUGGUGACAGAGAUUCUUACGAGAUUGCCUUCUAAAACCCUAAUGAGAUUCAAGUGCGUCUCAAAGCUCUGGUCAUCUCUCAUCCACUCUCCAUACUUGACCAGCCGUUUCCUUACGGUCCCAUCUCAACGAAUUUACAUUUGUUUAUCACACUACGAGGACUACCGUCGCUCUGAAAUCCUAACUUUAUGUCCAUGCGCUACUAGUCCAUCUUCCUCCUUUGUUGUUGACCACGAUCUGACCAUCCAAAAUAGGGGAGGCCAGAUCUUACAAAAUCUUUGUGGCUUCAUGUGCCACACAUUUUUGAAAAAACCGCGAAUGUAUAACCCUACCACCAGACAACUUGUGACCUUUCCCACCAUAAAAUUAAAACCCAAAACCUCCGCUCCAGACAGAUCUAGGUGGUGUUACUAUUUUGGACAUGACCCUGUUAACAAACAGUACAAAGUACUCUGCUCAGUUGGGGUACCUUCGAUGUCGUCAGACCAUUGGGUCUUUGACCUAAAACCUGGAGGUUCGUGGAAAAAGGUGACUUUGCCUCUAGCGGAUUUUUAUCCUCACCUUCCUCUUAGACAAGGACUGUCAUUGAAUGGGGUUAUAUAUUACCUGGCAAUGAUUGAUUGGUAUAAUUAUGUGGUUGUGAGCUUCGACAUCAGAUCUGAAGAGUUCAAAAUGAUCCAAGUUCCUCUUAAGGAAGGAGAUGUGCGACUGCAUAAAGCUAUCGAGAAGGUGUGUCUUAUAGAAUAUGGCGGAAAAGUAACUGUUUUUGACCAUACCUAUCUUGAAGACAAGGGUACAGUGAAUUUAUGGGUCCUAGAAGAUGUCAGAAACAAGGAAUGGUUGGGGAAGACUCUGGUUUUGCAGCCUUGUCAGCUGCAUUUGGUCAAAAACGUUAAUUUGGAGGUAAAAGGUAUAACUCAAAGUGGCAAGGUUAUAAUGACACCACAUUAUUUGUUUUAUAAGUUUUACAUUCUUUGUUAUGAUCUGCAAAGUAAUGAUAUGAGAGUGAUUAAAAUCAAAGGUAUACCUUACCUAUGGCGUCCUAAGAAGGGUGAAUGGUUGGCUAGUCGUUUUAGUGUGAUGUUUAUGGAUAAGAGUGAGAGCGUCGUGUACAUAAAGACUUGAAUUAUUUGUUUUGCAUAUGAGACAGAUUGAAAUCAAAGGUAUUCCCGAACACUGGUUUAGUAAGAAGGGUGAUACAUGUUUUAGUUUGAUGUUUAUGGAUCAGAGUGAGAGCGUCAUAUACUUGAAGACUUGAAUUAAUCCUUUCUAUCUCCAAUGCAUGCUCUUUUUGUGUGUUUGUGUGUGUGUGUGUGUUUAGGCUAAGAUCUCUCAUCUCCAUUUAUUUACAUAAUUAUAUUGAAGCUCUCGAUCUCAGCCCCGUCUUUCGUUAGGUUCUUGAGCCUUGCAUCUGAGUAAAAGACAAGGAACAUCAUAUCAAUUCAAAACUAUUUGGAACUUGUAACAACAUGAACCUUUUUGGAAGCAUGGAAGCAAAAGGUUCAUGCAUGUCGACCCACUUUAUACAUCCUUUUCUUCAACGCAGAACUAAACUAUAACCAAAGCAAACAUAGAUUUUGGGCCAAAAGCCUGGUCACAAAAUAAUAAAAAAACCAGGAGAGGAGAAGAAAGAAACGUAUUAUGGCCUUGUUUCUUUGAUUCUAAGGUAUUACACCAGAAAAUGGUUAUCCUAGAGAUGUCCGAGUUUGGAAGCUCGAAACUACAUUUUCAUAUGAAAGUAUGACAAUUACACAUCUAUGUCCACAUUUUAACAUAUCAAGUAUAAUCUUUCAUACAAAAGUGGACUUGGAUUGAAAUAAAGAGAAUGCAAUCUAGGCAAAUUGAGAUCUUCACAUAAGCCUGAAAUAAAGGUCAGAAUUACAAACAUGGACACAAGAGAUCAAAGGAACUAUUGCAAGUGUAUACAUCACUUUAUAGAUUUAAAUGAUGCAAUCUCAAACAAAGUACAACAUGCUUUUUUGUACGAAAAAAGACGAAUGGUGACAAACUUUUCUACUACUAUUACCAGAACAAAUAUGCCUUAAACAUUACCACAUAGAUUACUUUACACAAAGAUAACUAACAAAUUCUAUCUUAAAUGGUAAUGUAAUUACACAAAUCACAUCUCCUCCUAAUCACUUUUCUUGGUUCUGUUUUUUUACUUUUGUUAUUGUUUCAAGUGAAUUCUAUCACUAGUUCAAUUCGAAAACUUUAUUGCAUCUGAAAAAUAACAAUUUCACAAAACAAAAACACAUCAUGCAAAACCUAAUUAAUCAAAUCGAUCGGUGAAUAAUUGUAAAUUGAUAACAAAAGAAUCUGUAAAAAAAAAACACUCGGAUCAUCAAUCUCCGUGCACAAUUUCGUUAAAAAAGCUUUUCUAUCUAUUUACAAAUGCAUUGAUUAAUGCAGUGAAAGUGACUAAACCGGGGUUGAUUAAUUUUUCAUCUUCCUCAUAUCGAUUCGAUCGUGGGAGCAACAAAAAAACAAAACCCCGAUGUAGUCACUUUCAAUGCAUUGAUCGACACAAUAACUGGUCAAAAACCAAGAUCAAGCAAAAGAGAAGGACUGAUCAAAGCUUCAGAAGAAACAAUGGAAUUUUCAAAGAAGAUAGAAGAGAUUGAGAUAGAGAUAAGAGAAGGUUUUAUAUAAGAAGGAAGAUGAGAAAGAGAAAAGCGGCGUAGAUAGGUCGAAGAAACUAAAGAAACCCUAAUUCAUUAAUGGGCCGA
Molecule: messenger RNA, 2909 nt
Organism: Arabidopsis lyrata subsp. lyrata
Lineage: Eukaryota; Viridiplantae; Streptophyta; Magnoliopsida; Brassicales; Brassicaceae
Product: F-box protein At2g40925
Exons: 1
Coding region: 94-1308 (404 amino acids)
Molecular function (GO): protein binding
Source: RefSeq, a predicted model, not a curated record